AUGGCAGGUCUCAGGGGAGCGGCAAGGCACCCCACCAAUUUGGCUAAGGUAAGGGGAGUCCUUCAAGGACCCAAUGAAUCCCCCUCAGCAUUUGUAGAAAGACUCAUAGAGGCUUUUCGGCAGUACACUCCAUAUAAUCCAGUCAGUGAGGAACAUAAAGCCACAGUUAUUGUAGCUUUUAUAGAUCAAUCUAGUAGAGACAUUAGGAGGAAAUUGCAGAGGCUAGAAGGACUGCAGGACAAAACCCUGCGAGACAUAGUACAGGUGACAGAGAAAGUGUAUCAUAAUAGAGAGACUGAAGAGGAAAAACAAGGUAGGAAGCUGCAAGAGACUAAGGAAAGAGAGCUGAGGAAAGAAAGACGGCAAGAACGCAACCUCCAUAAAAUCCUCACCACUGUUGUGAGAGAGACCAGAGAACCUAAGCCAGGGCCAGGCGGCAGGAGACAACAGCUAGAUAAAGAUCAGUGCACGGUAACCCUAACUGUGGAGGGGAAACCUACUCAAUUCUUAGUAGACACCAGGGCAUCGCACUCAGUAUUGCAACAAGCUGAUGGAUGGCUCUCAAAUCAGAAAUCAUGGGUCCAGGGAGCCACGGGAAAUAAAUUGUACUCUUGGACCACUGCACGGAUGGUAGACCUGGGAACAGGAUUAGUGUCUCACUCUUUCCUCGUGAUCUCGGAUUGCCCAUAUCCUUUAUUGGGAAGAGACUUGCUCACAAAAAUGAAAGCCCAGAUCCAUUUCCUGCCAGAGGGGCCACAGCUUAAAAGGCCCUCAGAGGACCCCAUCCAGAUACUGACUGUGAUGUUAGAAGAUGAGUAUAGACUCUUUGAAUUCAAAAAAGAGAACCCAGGCUCGGGAGAUCUCAACCUGUGGCUAAGAAAGUUCCCUCAGGCAUGGGCAGAGAUGGCAGGAAUCGGGAAGGCUAAACAUAGGCUGCCCGUCUAUGUCGAACUAAAACCACAAGCCACCCCUGUAGCCGUUCGCCAGUACCCUAUGCCGAGAGAAGCCAUAGAGGGAAUCUGGCCCCAUAUCACCUGAUUCCUCCAGUUGGGGAUAUUGUGCAGAUGUCAAUCUGCCUGGAACACCCCCCUUCUUCCUGUCAGGAAGCCAGGCACAAAUGAAUACCGUCCAGUCCAAGACCUGCGAGAAGUUAACAAGCAGGUAAUGGACAUUCAUCCCACGGUUCCUAAUCCUUAUAAUCUUUUAAGUUCCUUGCCACCUCUCCGAGGCUGGUAUACUGUUUUAGAUUUAAAAGAUGCCUUCUUCUGCCUCCAACUUGCACCGAAGAGUCAAGAGCUUUUCGCCUUUGAAUGGAGAGACCCAGACGGAGGAGUGACAGGGCAACUCAUGUGGACCCAGCUCCUGCAAGGAUUAAAAAAUUCCCCCACCCUCUUCGAUGACCAAGACCUGGCGCUAUAUCAAGAAGCUAACCCCCAGGUAACCUUGCUGCAAUAUGUUGAUGAUCUUCUGCUUGCAGCCGAAAUGAGAGAAGAUAGCCUGAAAGGGACAGAGAAACUUCUGGCAGAAUUAGGAACUCUAGGAUAUCGGGCAUCAGCCAAGAAAGCACAAAUCUGCAAAUGA
Molecule: messenger RNA, 1581 nt
Organism: Manis javanica (Malayan pangolin)
Lineage: Eukaryota; Metazoa; Chordata; Mammalia; Pholidota; Manidae
Source: RefSeq, a predicted model, not a curated record